Messenger RNA from Centropristis striata (black sea bass), 1845 nucleotides. RefSeq names its product adhesion G-protein coupled receptor F1-like. Gene Ontology annotation, biological process: cell surface receptor signaling pathway; G protein-coupled receptor signaling pathway. Lineage: Eukaryota; Metazoa; Chordata; Actinopteri; Perciformes; Serranidae. The record is from RefSeq and is a predicted model, not a curated record. Gene Ontology annotation, molecular function: G protein-coupled receptor activity. Bases 1 to 1845 code for a protein of 614 amino acids. Gene Ontology annotation, cellular component: membrane. The transcript is spliced from 5 exons.
AUGCUGGAGGAUGUUGCAGGCAGCAGAACGUUCUCCACGGCGUCUCCAGAUUCUGUCACAUGUGCUCAGUGUGACCCUGCUUUCAUCUGUGAAGAGCACAGGGUGCCAGUGGCCAAUUUGCCAAUCUUGGUGUUCUCUGGCAAAUGCCAAACGUCCUGCACGAUGUUGGGCUGUAAGCACAAGCCCCACCUGUGGACGUGGGGCCCUCAUACCACCCUCAUGGAGUCUGUUUGUGACCGUUGGAGCAGACACAUGCACAUUUGUGGCCUGCUGGAGGUCAUUCUGCAGGGCUCUGGCAGUGCUCCUCCUGCUCCUCCUUCACAAAGGUACACCAUGAAGAUGAACAGUUACUACCACACACCAGAGAGAAAAGAAAUGGGUGUACUUGAAACAGUUGAUGCCAUUGUUGGUGAUGAUUCAAGAGAGUCUUGGGAAGUUCUGAAUUCAAAUGGAACCCACAGUGCAAGCUCAGAACUACUGGCUUCUCUGGAGACCCUCUCUGAAGGGUUGGAUGGGGAGAUUGUGUUUGAGACUCAACGGAUCCAUCUGAACAGAACGCCGUUUGACAACUCGUUUUGGGCAGAUCUGAACAACAGCAUUGUCAUAGACAUUCCAGACACCAACCUCAGCAAUGUCUUUAUCACCACCAUGAUCUUCUCCACCCUUAAUAAUGUCUUGCCAGCACGGAAAUCCAGUUUUGACACCAGCCUCUUCAAUGGCACCAUUAAUGGCACUGUCACCGAUAAUGCUAUUAACGCUGCAGUGGUGCUUGUCAAAAUAAAUGCAACAAUUCAGAAUGUUACUCUGAGCUAUGACAAGCUGAACACAUCCCUGUUUCGAAACCCACAGUGUGUCUUCUGGAACGUCACACUGUUUGAUAAUCUGGGUGGUUGGGAUGAUGAGGGUUGUACGUUUGUUUCCGACAUAAAUGGCACAGUAAAGUGCAACUGCAACCAUCUCACCUCUUUCUCAAUUCUGAUGGCAACAGACAUUACAUUCCGAAUUUUUCGGGCUGGAAUCAUUUAUGCUGGAGUUGGGGUAUCUCUGGCAAGCCUAGUCAUCUGUCUCAUUAUUGAAGGAUACGUUUGGAAAACCAUCACCAGAAAUAGCACUGCCUUCAUGCGCCACUUUUCCAUCAUUAACACUGCCCUUUCUCUGUUGAUUGCUGACAUCUGUUUCAUCAUUGCUGCCAAUAUUGCUGAGAACUCCCUUGAAAACCCAGGGGAGAAUUAUGAAGUUCCAAAGAGGCCAUGCAGCACAGCAACAUUUUUUAUGCACUUUUUCUACCUUGCUCUGUUCUUUUGGAUGCUUGUGUCAGGCCUUCUCCUCUUUUACCGGUCAGUCAUGGUCUUCUCCCAUAUGUCCAAAUCAACCAUGAUGGCUAUAGGCUUCACAUUAGGCUAUGGUGGCCCUCUGAUUAUUGCCAUUAUUACUGUUGCUGUCACAGCCCCGAGAAAUGGAUACACCACCAAAGACUUUGCUUGUUGGCUCAACUGGUUUGACACAAAGGCCCUGCUGGCAAUGGUGAUACCUGCCUUGACUAUAGUUUUCAUCAACAGUUUAAUUGUUAUUGUGGUUUUGUUCAAAAUGUUCAGAAGAGUUGACGGAGACACUGCCCAAACACAUCAAAAGCAGAAGCCUGUGGUCAUUUUUAGGUGUGUCGUACUUUUUUUAAGUCAUCCUUUAUUUGGACUGACCUGGUCUUUGGGACUGGCAACCAUGAUUUUGCCAAAUCUGGGAGUCCACAUUGCCUUUGCAUUCUUCAGUUCACUACAGGGUUUCUUCAUUUUAGUGUUUGGGACACUAGUCGAUUCAAAGGUCUGUUCUAUCCUCUCAAGAAAGUGA